Molecule: messenger RNA, 798 nt
Organism: Camellia sinensis
Lineage: Eukaryota; Viridiplantae; Streptophyta; Magnoliopsida; Ericales; Theaceae
Source: RefSeq, a predicted model, not a curated record
AUGUGGAAUGUUCAUGGUAGAGUGGAGAAUGCUAAUGGGUUCUUUUAUAUAAGGAAGUUGAACAAUGUCCACACAUGUGGCGCUGAAGUACGUACGAUGACUCAUUCUCGUAUGAGUUCUGAUUUAGUUGCUGAUUUGCUUGUUGAAGGUGUUCGUGAUAAUCCAUUGACACGUCAAAUUCAUGUUGUUCGGGAUUUUAAGUUGAGGUAUGGGCUGAGAGUUAGUUAUCGUCAAGCUUGGUUGGGGGUAGAGAAAGCAAAAGGUGAGAUUUUUGGAGACUGCUUAAUGUCAUUUGACCAGUUAAGAUGGCAUGUGGAUGUUGCAAAGAGUUGCAAUCCAGGGAGUUACAUUGAGUUUGAGUGUGACGACGAUACUAAACGGUUUAAGAGAUUAUUUGUUUCUUUUCAUGGUUCCAUUAGUGGAUUUGAUUAUUGUCGACCUCUCUUAUUCCUUGAUGGCACAUUUUUUAAGGAAAGAUUUAGAGGAAAUUUACUUGCUGCUACAGGAAAAGAUGGAAAUCAAGGGUUCUUUCCUGUUUGUUUUGCAAUUGUUGGCUCAAAGAAUCAAGAUAAUUGGCACUGGUUUUUGGAGCAUUUGAGUAGAAUUAUGAACUUGAGGCAUCAUUUGCGUGGUAUGUUUCAUGGAUUGAAAAAAAAGCUGAUCACACUAUUUGGGAAAUGUGCAUAUGCUCCAACUGAAGAAACAUUUCAUCAAUGUUUGGUUGAGUUAAAGACUGAAGGUGGGUCAGGAAUUAAUUUGCUAAGAGGAGGGAACUUGUUAAUAAAUGGAAUGGUUUGA